Molecule: messenger RNA, 652 nt
Organism: Lolium rigidum
Lineage: Eukaryota; Viridiplantae; Streptophyta; Magnoliopsida; Poales; Poaceae
Product: 60S ribosomal protein L28-1-like
Exons: 3
Coding region: 5-448 (147 amino acids)
Biological process (GO): translation
Cellular component (GO): cytosolic large ribosomal subunit; ribosome
Molecular function (GO): structural constituent of ribosome
Source: RefSeq, a predicted model, not a curated record
AGGAAUGACUACCGUUCCGGGGUCUCUGGUCUGGGAGCUUGUCAAGAAGAACAACUGCUUCCUGAUCAAGCAGUUCGGCAACAGCAACGCCAAGGUGCAGUUCAGCAAGGAGCCCAACAACCUCUACAAUGUCCACUCCUACAAGUUCUCUGGCUUGGCGAACAGCAAGACCGUGACGGUCCAGCCAUUGGCCGGAGAUGACAAGGCAGUUGUCCUGUCCACAACCAAGACCAAGAAGCAGAACGCCCCUGCCAAGCUCCAGCACAAGAAUGUGAUGCGCAAGGAGUUCCGCAAGAUGGCCAAGGCUGUCAAGAACCAGGUUUGCAACAACUAUUACAGGCCAGAUCUGACCAAGCCGGCUCUUGCAAGGCUGAGCUCUGUGUACCGCAGCCUCCAGGUGUCCAAGUCUGGCAUCAAGAAGAAGAACAGGCAGCCAACUAAGCUGUAAAAUGCAUUAAGGUUGCUUCGACUGCUUGAUCAGUUUUGAGUCUUAUGUGGAGAAACCAUGUUUACAAACCCGCCCUAGUUUGUGCUCUGACAGUGUUAGAAUGCUUUGUGUCGACCUAUAAUUAUUGUUUGUUUUGCACUGACGAUGGCUCCUUUUGUCUUUAAACUUGUGCUCAUGGUAUUCUGCUGUUCGAUUUGGACCCAA